AUGCAUGAAAAUGAAACUCAAUUCGUCUCAGAUAAUAAUUGUUCUUAUUGCUAUGUACCAUUUUUCGAGGAAUUAUGGUGUAAUAAAUGUGAUCCUUCGCGUAUAAUUGAAGGAUGGACUAGUGGACAUUCCGAUAUUGAUAAGUUCAUAAAAGAAACAAUAUAUAAAGCAAGAAAUAAAGAAUAUAGUCUAAGAUUUCUUGAAUGGGUGCCUUUAGAUAGAUUCAUAGACAUAAAAGAAAUUGGUGAAGGUGCAUUUUCCAAAGUGUAUUCCGCAACGUGGAUCGUUGGUAAAUCAAAAUUUGAAAAACAAGAUGAUGGAAGUUGGAAAAAAUCAGAUCCUGAACCUAUGAAGGAAGGAUUUGAAGAGGCAGAUAAAGCGAUACCAAAUAUUUCAAUUUCACGUAAAACGAAUCCUGAUGCUAUAUAUACAAGUAGAGCAUUUACAUUUAAAAUUUGA
Funneliformis mosseae is the source of this 459-nucleotide messenger RNA. The record is from the annotation of a GenBank genome assembly. NCBI's taxonomy places the organism in Eukaryota, Fungi, Glomeromycota, Glomeromycetes, Glomerales, Glomeraceae.